ACCAGGCCGCUGGCUGAGGGGAAGUCGGGGCGGGAUGUGACCGCGCAGCGGAGUCGGGUCUACGGAUCUCGCACAUUAGCUUCAUCGGGGGGUCAAAUCCUGUUGUUCCCGUUGGACAGAAGCCAUUCGGUGAAUAUGAAAGAACUCAGAGGAACUCGAUGCUGAAGGUCACUGUGGUCCGGGCGCCCAGUAGCUGGUUAAUCAAUGAAAGUCUCUUAUCUACAACUCUGUCACUAAUCGCCUUGGUGGAUUUACUCAAAAUGUUUAUGUUUUCUCCCUUCAGGUAACAAUAGAGAGUCACAUAGCAUUCAAUACACUAGCUUGACACUAGAUGGCCCAAAAGUUCAUUGAAUAGAUGUUCUGUACUACACAGAGUUUAUCUUUGUACAGAACACGUAUUACACAACAAGGACAUUUUGUACAGCAGGACACACCCUCUUAUACAGCAUAGCUGUUCAUAGUGCAUCACAUGUUACUACAUGCCAACUGGUCAUUACUUUGAGGGACAGACUAGGGCUGCUUUCAAACUCUGCAAAAGGACCUGUAGAAUAGGUGAUACAUCUGUUGACUUUUCUGCACCAGUAGAUUGAGGUGUGUGAAGGACGUCAGGAUGAAGGUGCUUCAGUCAUCUCUGCUCGUCUUUGCCUUACUAUUGGUCCAACUCUCCGGUUCAUUCGGGGGGAAAAUCCUGGUGUUCCCAUUGGACGGAAGCCAUUGGGUAAAUAUGAAAGUUAUCGUAGAGGAGCUGCAUGCCAGAGGUCACGAGAUCACCGUGGUUCGACCUUCUGAUAGCUGGUACAUCACGGAAAAGUCUCCUUUCUACACUUCUGUCGCUAUUUCUAGUCCUGGUGGAUUUGAACAAAAGUACUUUGAAGCCUUUUUGGCUCGACAGCUGGAGAUCCGGCUUCAGAGUAGGCAUGGAUCUUUUUGGUCUAAAAUCUGGACGGAAAUCCAGAUAAAGCUAGUGGUUAUAGAGCAGUUCUCCCUGCUGCACAAGGGGAUGAGUGAAAUAGCCUCUCAGAUGUUAGAAGAUGAAAACCUGAUGCAGUCGUUCCAUGAAGCCAAAUAUGAUGUUGUUUUGACUGACCCCGGUGUCGGUGUUGGGGCAUUGCUGGCACGUCGCCUCCAAGUUCCUCUUGUCUUUAAUGUCAGAUGGACCAUUCAAGGGGAGGCUCAUUUCCUCAUGGCUCCCUCUCCUUUGUCCUACAUUCCUUUCACUUCAACAGAGUUGACCGAUAAAAUGACCUUCCCACAAAGAAUAAAGAAUGUUUUGAGCUAUCAUUUUGGGAUGUACACAAUGUCGUACAUCACAGAACCUCAUUACAAACCAGUCGUUAAAAAGCACUUUGGUCCGGAUGUGGAUUACUCAACGUUUUUCCUGGAUGCAGAUAUCUGGCUCAUGAGGAAUGAUUUUGUCUUUGAAUUUCCACGUCCCACAAUGCCAAAUAUUAUCUACAUCAGUGGAUUUCAGUGCAGGCCCCCGAAGCCGCUCCCCGCAGACUUGGAGGAGUUUGUCCAGAGUUCUGGAGAUCAAGGCGUUGUUAUGAUGACUCUGGGAACUUUGGUCGGGGAGCUCCCCCAAGAUAUCGCUGAGGAGAUUGCUGCAGCGUUUGCCCAGCUGCCUCAGAAAGUCGUCUGGAGGUAUAUGGGACAAAGGCCAGCGAACCUAGGCAACAACACAUUGCUGGUCGACUGGCUGCCACAGAAAGAUCUCUUAGGACAUCCCAAAACGCGAGUGUUCGUGACCCACGGAGGCACCAACGGAGUACAGGAGGCAAUCUACCACGGAGUUCCUAUUGUUGGACUUCCCUUAUUUUUUGAUCAGCCGGAUAACCUCUUCAGAAUAAAAGCAAAGGGAGGGGCUGUGAUUCUUGAUAUUACCGAGCUCGACAGACGCAUCUUUGCAGAUGCCCUGGAGGCGGCUCUCUACGAUUCCUCCUACAGGGAAAACAUGCAGAGGCUCUCAAGGCUGAGCAGAGAUAAGCCCAUGAAAGCGUUGGAACAGGCAGUGUUUUGGAUAGAAUAUGUCAUCAGACACAAAGGAGCCCGUCAUCUGAAGACUCAGUCCACCGAAAUGUCCUGGUUUGUUUACAACUCUAUUGAUGUCAUUGCUGUUUUGUUGGCAGUUAUUUUGUUUGUAACAUUCACUUGCAUUUCAAUUGUAGGGUUACUGUGGAGAAUCAUUUUAGUUGGGAAAAAAGUGAAACAUGAAUGACAGGGGAAACAAAAUGUAAGAUUUACCAAACCACAACGCAACAGUUCCACGUGUAUGAGGUUACUAAAGUUUAUGGCAUUCAUAAAGUUUCGAUACAAUCUAUUCAACUGGUAGGUGGUCC
Pungitius pungitius (ninespine stickleback) is the source of this 2336-nucleotide messenger RNA. RefSeq names its product UDP-glucuronosyltransferase 2A1-like. The coding region runs from base 611 to 2215 and encodes 534 amino acids. Gene Ontology annotation, molecular function: UDP-glycosyltransferase activity. NCBI's taxonomy places the organism in Eukaryota, Metazoa, Chordata, Actinopteri, Perciformes, Gasterosteidae. The transcript is spliced from 3 exons. The record is from RefSeq and is a predicted model, not a curated record.